AUGAAGCGGCCCGCCGCCCUUUUACUUCUUCUUGCCUGCUCCGUGGUAACGGCGCAACUGAGAACGCUCCCCGUAGAACGCUCCGGUACCUACGCCCCGCACUUCUUCCGCCAGAAACCCCUCGUGGACAUGCCACCAUCAGACCCAUCCGACUCCCAGCCGCCGCCGGCUCAAGACGGCGUAAGGCUCUCCGACGUUAUGGGCCGUGACCGGAGCAUCAACGUCUUCGCUGGCUUCACGCGCGACGUCGAAUCGGCCUCCCGCCGCCUCGAUGACCAGGCGCGCAACACCACCGUGCUGGCGCCGCUUAACUCUGCUGUCGAGAAGUUGCCCCGAAAGCCGUGGGAAGACCCAAAGGACUACCAGAAACUCGGGGAGAACGUGUACGAGGGUGAUGAUGGUCGGGAUAGAGCCCAGAAGAAUAUCCAGCGGUUUGUCGAGGCACACAUGGUCGCUAUGAGCCCCUGGCCCGAGAACGAGAAGGCCAAGACGAUGGGUGACGAUCGGGACAUUUGGUGGGAGAACAAGCAUGGGACCAAGUUUAUCCAGCCUGGCGAUAUUGAGGUUGUCAAUGUCGCCAGCACUGUCGCCAACGGUGAAGUCUGGAUUAUCAAGGAGGUCCGCAACUAUGUUUAG
Molecule: messenger RNA, 636 nt
Organism: Colletotrichum graminicola M1.001
Lineage: Eukaryota; Fungi; Ascomycota; Sordariomycetes; Glomerellales; Glomerellaceae
Exons: 3
Coding region: 1-636 (211 amino acids)
Source: RefSeq, a predicted model, not a curated record